Messenger RNA from Hippopotamus amphibius kiboko, 7585 nucleotides. RefSeq names its product alpha kinase 2 (gene ALPK2). Lineage: Eukaryota; Metazoa; Chordata; Mammalia; Artiodactyla; Hippopotamidae. The transcript has 10 exons. Bases 77 to 6289 code for a protein of 2070 amino acids. Gene Ontology annotation, biological process: protein phosphorylation. Gene Ontology annotation, molecular function: protein serine/threonine kinase activity; ATP binding. The record is from RefSeq and is a predicted model, not a curated record.
UGUGUCUUCACUUCAUCCUAGCUGUACCCAAAAUGACGCUGCUGUUUAUCAGAUCUCUGCUAAAAACUGUUUUGGGAUGAUCUGCUGCUCGGCUUCCAUUGAAGUGGAGUGCCCGUCAGAGAAUCAACAACUCUCUCCUAACCCGAAAGAUGGCAGGGACGCAGGUUGCAAACAUGAAACAGAGACAAAUGAUCAGGAAGGCACACAUCAGAUUGAUGAGAAAGAGCAUCCUUAUAAGGAAGAAGAAAGUAUUGCCUCGGGUCCUCCCACGUCAGCUGACUCCCCCUCCUCCAAAUUCAACGGUGCACGCGCAUUCCACCUAUUGGCCGAUAAUGACCUUGGUGCAUCCAAUUCUGAAAAUCCCUUGGAUGUUAAAGACACAAGGCAAACUGAAGAGGCUUGUGAUCCGGAUAACAGAGAGGAAAUUUCAGAUGGGUUGCUUUGUCCUGAUUCAAGUGAUAUUCCCAAAAAACAAGAUGUGUGUGGUCACGGGACAGUGCAUUCCGAAGUAUCAAGGUUAAUGGAUGGUGCCUUAGACAACGAUGGCCCCAAUGAGGAAGUCUUAAACUCUAGUCACCAAAAUCCCAAAGUACAGAAAUACAUCUGCUUGAGCCUACCACUGACGGAGGCAGCCUCAUCCACUUCCCCAGGUGACAGGGCCACGAGCAACAAGCCAGUCAGCCCCCCGGCUUCCAGCAUAGACUCUGACAGUGAUUAUGAACUUUGCCCAGAGAUAACCCUAACCUACACCGAGGAGUUUUCAGAUGAUGACCUGGAGUAUCUGGAAUGUUCCGACGUUAUGACGGAUUACUCUAAUGCAGUUUGGCAAAGGAACCUGCAGGGAACGGAGCAUGUUUUUUUAUUAGAAAGCGAUGACAAAGAGAUGGAAUUCAGUGAGUGUUGCCUGGGUGGGUGUGAGCGUGUCCUCAGUGAAAUGGGUUGUGGGCCUCCGGUGUCGGAUGACACUGGGCCUAUGGAUGCCACCCCUGGCCUCUGUGGUUAUCACUCACCACCCCAAGAAGUGGGGGUGAGGAGCAGCCGCGCCUCCGCGCACGGUGCCUCAACCCCGCAAACGGGGGUCACUCUGCCUCUGGGACGGCACCAGGAUGGAACAUCGAUGGUGACACACCAGGGGGGAUGUAAACCACCCACGGCUUCGGAGGCUGCUGAGGAUGGUUAUCCAGGAAUUCAGGGAGAAACCAGAGCCAGCCACCAGUCAGGAAAGGAAUUCGCCAGUGACAAUCUGCUAAACAUGGAUAAAGCAGUGACAGAGAGAGAGAGGAAGCACUUGUCUGGUGAGUUAGGGAAAUCAGGGAUGAACCAGUGUUUGGAGGCUGCAGCUGAGAAGAGAGUAGGGGGGAAAGACUUAUUGAGCCGGAGGGGCUCAGAGAAACCUGCCAGGGUGAGGCGACUGGGAAUUAAGGGAAAAGCCAAGAAGCUGAACCCCAACCUGGAAGAAAGGGCAACAGAAGCCUCCCUGAAUUGCCUGUAUCCCAAAGGACCUGUUAAGCACCCACUAACCCCAAGGGAUAAAAGAGAGAGUUCCCAAGCCAAAGGAGAAGCGACUGAUCUGAAUUCCCAUCUCCGUGCAGGAGGCUGUGCUAUUUCAACCCAAGUAGACCAAGAAGCAAAAAUCCUGCAGACUCCACCGGGCUCACUCCCCAAAGAAGGGAACUUGGACUUACAGGGAGAAGGGGUGUGGGUUAAAAACGUACUUGAGACAAGCAAGGUUCCAGACUGGAGUGACCAUCCUCAGGUACAGAUUCAGGAAACAGUCAGGGAGCAAAUCUCUCUCAGCCAGACGCCAGCUUUCUCAGAGUCUCCUGGGGAGGUGUCUGCCUUUACUGGGACCACAACAGAGUCCUUCCCCCACUCAGGAGGGAUCCACAAGGAAAAUGCAUCACUGGCCCAAUACCUGGAGGUAGAAGGCUGUACCCAAGGCCCACGGCAUGAAAACCAGGAUGGAGAAGACAACACACCUGGACAUCCCUGGGCAGACCUAGGGCAUGAGCUGAGCAUCCCAGGAGCCAGGAGUGAACACAUGUCCCUCUGUGGGCUGUCAGCGCACCUCCCCCAGGAGAACAGCACUGAUCCUGGGGAGCCCCGGGCUCCCUCUGUUGCUUCCCUUGAAGUCACACAUACCGUCCCCACCCUGGAAACUGUGUGCGCUGGGCCAAGGGACAGAGUAACAGCGAGUGUACGAGACUGUCUUGAAGCAGGUGACCAAGAAACAUGUGAUACCGUGGGCUCUCCUGUUGGAGCCCCAGUUGGUAAAGAUUUGCCUCAAGAAAUGUGCUCCAUGGACUUAGAGCUGGCAGGUCAAAGCAAAGUAUCUGAUUUAUGCUCUCCCGAUGGCAAGACACCGGACGUUCUUUUUCAAACACGAGGUUCUGAGCCUCUGCAGUCUACAUACGGAAGCAGCAAUGAGAGACCCUCUGCCGUGUUCCCUCUUUUUAUCAGUACUUUCACCUGGAACACUUCCAAAAAAGCCAGUAAAGUUGCCACCAGGGAAAAUCUAGCUCAGGUGAAUUCCACCUCCGCGUUGGCCUCUGUAGUACAGGCUGGUCAGGAGGGGCUGUGCCCCAGCUACCCAAGAGGGCUCGAGGAAAGACUGCCUCUAUCUUCUGAGAGUGACUCUUUCGAGUGGUCUAAAGAAGGCAGUGACGAGAGUUCCAGCACCAGUGCCCCGGAUACUGCAGAUGCACUGGCCAGUCAUGGUUCAACAGCAGAGUUUCCUCGGGAGAAGCCAACAACAUUUGCUUCUGUUCUUGAGUGUUUUGAGGUGACCAGGGAGAGUAGGGACACAUCCACUGUUACCGCUGCCACCAGAGGCCACCCACCCAAAUACCUCCAUGUCUCAAUUGCUGGGAACAGCUGUGCGGGUGGCCCUGAGGAGGACCAAUCUCGGGCACCAGAUGAAAAUAUUUCUCAACUUCCUUCCAGGGCACAGUUGGGUCAUAUUUUAAAGGGUUCCACAACUGAAUCUUCAAAAGAGCUAGCUUCAAAAGUGCCUCCCAGUGGACCAGGAAUCUAUAUCCACGUUCCUCGGCUCCCAGAGGGAGAGGGUUUCUGUAGCAAUUCCCCUCUUCAGAUUUAUAACCAGUCUGGAAAGAAGAGCCAGACCAUAGACAGAGCAGACACGAGGAGCCUUGAAGAGAAUUUCCAAGAAAAAGGAAGUGAAACAACACAGAGGCUCCAGCAGGGUUCUCCUGACGAUAAUUUCCAAGAACGUUUGCCCACGAUAUCUGUUGUACAAGGGGAAAUAAACCUGGUGACCUUGGACCACUCAUCAGGCAACUCCAGGGAGGAAAGAGGACAGAGCUCGGGCUUGGGGACUCGUGUGUCUGUGAUGGCUGAAUCUACAGUGAACGAGGACAGUCAGGCUCUGAGCAACAUUCCCCCUCUCUCUAAUAUCCUUCUGCAGGAGCCUAAAGAGAGCAGUUCUGGAUAUUGGGAAGCAGGUAAAAAGCUGAAGAUUAUAACCCUAGAGGCUUCCAUUUCAGAACCCUGGCCACCGAGACAACUGACAGAUUCUAAGUGCAAGGAGUCCGAAGCUGGUCUCAUCCCUGACAAGGUCUGGGCUUCAUCUGAUGUUCUAAAGGCAGAUGCAGCCGUGUCUGAACUGGACCCCUCUGAGGCAUCAGCCUGCAGUCCUCAGGCUGAGUCUGGCUCAGCGAUUGCUAAUGACAGAGAAAUCAAAUGUGAAGACCAAGCUGGCCGCGCAAAUUGGAGCUGUCUUUCCUCCCAGUAUUUGAGCCAACCCAGACUCCUGGAGUCAUCUGUGGACCCUGUCGAUGAAAAGGAAUUACAUGUCACAGACUUGCUAUCAGAGGCUUCCAGAACUGGAAGGAAAGAAUGUGUUAACAGUGUGAGUCAAAAACAAGAGGAAAGCCAACUCAAGGUGGAGAGCCCUGCCUUCUUCAAACAGUUCCUGACCAGCCCUAAAAUCUUAGCGUCCUCUGUAGAUCCCGUUGAUGACAUGAGUGUGGAGUGGGCCAGGGUAGAAAUACCAGAGCCUUCUGAAUCCACACUGGGGGCCAUCAGAGUGGAGAGUAAACUGGCUGAUGGAAACUUGAGCCAGAGAGUGGAAGUCCAACCUGCCAUCUUGCAAGUUCCGUGCCCCGAGCAAAGUGGAGAAACCAUUCCACGUGAAAACAGCAUCAACCGAAACCAAGGGGACAGGGGGAGGGGGGAGGCAGGACAAAGUCAACAUGGCAAAGCAAAGAGGGACAUGCAGUCUGCCAUCUUGCCAGUCCCGGGUCCUGUCGAAGGUGGAGAAACGAUUCCAAGGGGAUGCAGCAGAAGCCAAAUACAAGAAGGCAGUGAGAGGCGCUUAGAGGAGCCUGAACAAAGGGAAAACAGCAAAGCAGAAUUCGUUUCCCCCACUUUACCUCUUUCUGGCGGUGCAGGAAUGACUCUCGCGUCUAUUGGAGUUGAUACUCACAACUCCACAAGUCAAAGUCAUGACCUCCCUGAGAAUGAUUUAGUAGAGUCCAGAAACCAUCAACACGCAUCUUCUGACUCAAAGGAAAAGGGAGCUAUUGAGAGUGAGUGUGGGAAACAUGUGCCGCCUUCUAGUGGUCUCACUCGGGGGCCUUUUACUUCAUCUCUUGAAGGAAGCAUCACAGGCUUUUUAAGAAGCCACAAAAUUGAGGAACAUAAAAUAGAGGCGCCCCCAGUUGGGGAAACCAAACCCACAAGCACAUCUGUCUCCCCGGCAGUGACACUGGCGUUCGUUUCCGGAGAACGUGCGUCAGAGAAAGUUCCUAAGAUGCUACAGGACCCCUGCCAGCGGGGCUCCAUCCUGGGUCAUGGGAAAAAGUCAAGGGAGGAGAAGGUUGGUCCCAUGGCGGCCCAAGCUGCCUGCCUCCCCGGGGCUCCUCCAGCAGUGACCGGGUCAGAGGAGGUCAAGGAGAAACAAGAAACCCCAGGAAGUGGACACUUAACUGAAGGAGUAAAGAAGAAAAUUCUGUCCAGGGUGGCUGCCCUGAGGCUGAGAUUGGAAGAGAAAGAGAACAUCAGGAAGAACUCAAUCUUUCUUAAAAAGAGUCCUAGACUCGAAACAUCGGUAUCAUGCACAGAUGAGAAAAAAGACCCCCAAAGGCCACCUUGCAAAAGCGAAGGAAGAGCUCCGGUAUUACUGAGAAAGAUCCAGGCCAAGAUGUUCCCUGACCACUCUGGAAAUGUAAAAUUAAGCUGCCAGUUUGCAGAGGUUGACGAAGAUUCUACUAUCUGGUGGAUGAAAGACUCAAAGUCGAUAAUCCAAGUGCAGAGAAGAGCAGGAGACACCUCCACUGUGUCCUUGGCCAUCGUUCAAGCCGGUCAGAAGGACCAGGGCCUCUAUUCUUGCUGCAUCAAGAACAGUUACGGGAAAGUGACUACUGAAUUUAACCUCACCGCCGAAGUUCUCAAACAACUUUCAAGUCACCCAGAUGUUAAAGUAUAUGAAGAGAUUGAAUUCAGCCAACUCAUCUUCAGAGAAGACUUCCUCAAUGACAGCUAUUUCGGGGGCCGCCUGCGCGGUCAGAUUGCCACGGAGGAGCUGCACUUUGGGGAAGGGGUCCACCGGAAAGCCUUCCGCAGCAAAGUGAUGCAGGGCCUCACUCCAGUCUUCAAGCCCGGCCACGCCUGUGUGCUCAAGGUGCACAAUGCCAUUGCGUAUGGGACCAGAAACAACGAUGAGCUCAUCCAGAGGAACUACAAACUUGCCGCCCAGGAGUGCUAUGUUCAGAAUACCGCCAGAUACUACGCCAAGAUCUACGCUGCUGAAGCACAGCCUCUGGAGGGCUUCGGAGAAGUGCCAGAGAUCAUUCCUAUUUUUCUCAUCCAUCGACCUGAGAACAAUAUCCCAUAUGCAACAGUGGAGGAAGAGCUGAUUGGAGAAUUUGUGAAGUAUUCCAUCAGGGAUGGGAAGGAGAUAAACUUCUUAAGAAGAGAAUCGGAGGCUGGUCAGAAAUGUUGCACCUUCCAGCACUGGGUCUACCAGAAAACAAGUGGCUGCCUCCUGGUCACAGACAUGCAGGGUGUAGGAAUGAAGUUAACUGACGUUGGCAUAGCAACAUUGGCUAAAGGGUACAAAGGAUUUAAAGGCAACUGUUCCAUGACCUUCAUUGAUCAGUUUAAAGCGCUACAUCAGUGUAACAAGUACUGUAAAAUGCUGGGGCUGAAGUCUCUUCAAAACAACAGCCAGAAACAGAAGAAACCAAGCCUCGGGAAAAGCAAAAUGCAGCCAAACUCCACAACUGUGAAGAAGAUGGCAUCUGGGACCCCAGCAGAAAAGAAGACCUAACAUCUCCUGUUAACUAACGGUCACCGGCUGGCAGCACACAGCCUUGUGAGCAGAAAUCUGAAAACACCCUGGAGGGAAUGUGUAGCCUGCAGAGAGCAGUGUGACAAUCCUUAUUCCCAGCUGCCUGAGCUCCGAGCUGCUUCCAGAACCGCCACCUGCUGUCUUCACUGAGAUGAUUUCAGAGAGGAUUUGUGACCAGACUUAUGGAGAGAUGGAAUCCAUUGUCAGUCUCAAAGAAGUCCAUCUUUGUCUACACCUUUAGCCUUUGUACCGACCUCACAUUGUGUGUCUGUUUGUGUAUUUGCACUUGGUUGUCUUGUCACAGACGUGGUCCUGGGCAGGGUCUGUCCACAACCCCAAUCUUCCCCACCCCCCUUCCUAACCUUGGAAUUUCUAGACACAUCCAGAUGCUAUACCAACAGAAAAGGUGAAUUCCGUCCAUCACUGGGUCAAGCUGUGGCACAAGAGUGGAUUAUGCUAUAGUGGCUGGAGGGGGGCUUCCGAAACGUCAGGCCAUGUCCCAUCAUUACUCACAUAUCUGGUUAUAAUGUUCUGUUUAAUUAAAUUCAUCUUUAGACAAAGAGUGUGAGAUACCUGUGUUAGCACAGACACUUGUUCUUUAGAAUUUGUGCCCAAGUUCACAUUUCCCCAGGAUUAGUAAUUUAGUAAUUUCCCGGUACAUCUACUGGAGCACAGAAUAACUGCAUCUGUGUCUUUUCCCCAUUCUUAUAAACACUACUUCUGGUUUGAUCCACUUUCUACUUUGCUUUCUAAAUCCAAGCUCCCUAAACCCAGGGCUGCCCCUUGCAGGAUUGCUCUGGAAGAUGUGUACAAAUCCUGGCUGGACACACAAGCUCACAGGGUCCCAGCCCCUCCCAUGCAUUCCACAGGGGCCUCCUUCCUACCAGUCUGGGUCCUGCCCAGCUGUGGGGCAGAAUGGCCACAGCAGUUCACAUUGGGCAAGAGGAACCACUGUAAAGACAGCUCAGGGACUCUUCCAUGCACCCCAAACUGUGAGAACGUCUCAAGCCCCAGCGUCGUGCUGUUGUUAUUGUCUGAUUAAUAGACUCUUUCUUAGAGCAGUUUUAGGUGUACCAGAAAAUGAGUGGGAAGUACAGAGAGUUCCCACAUGACCCCGUAACCCCCAUUCCCUGUUUCCCCUAUUAUUAGCAUCUUAGGUUGGUGUGAUAGGUCUGUUAUAACUGAGGAGCCAAUAUUGAUACAUUGUGAUUUAUUAAAGGCCGUAGUUUACACUGCAGUCCACUCUUUGUGCUCACACUCUUCGGGCUUUGACCC